Molecule: messenger RNA, 6713 nt
Organism: Hippoglossus stenolepis (Pacific halibut)
Lineage: Eukaryota; Metazoa; Chordata; Actinopteri; Pleuronectiformes; Pleuronectidae
Product: potassium voltage-gated channel subfamily B member 2
Exons: 3
Coding region: 441-3044 (867 amino acids)
Biological process (GO): potassium ion transmembrane transport; protein homooligomerization
Cellular component (GO): membrane; voltage-gated potassium channel complex
Molecular function (GO): protein binding; delayed rectifier potassium channel activity
Source: RefSeq, a predicted model, not a curated record
CACAGCCGGUUCACACUUCUCUCUCUGUGCUCACUGUGUGCGUGUCUCCUCAUGGCGCUCAUUGCUGAGGUACGGCCUGGGACAUUUCUUCUCCUGCGCUGUUAGAUUUUGUUUAUUGCCAAAAUGUGGAUCUCCAGUGGUCUGAGUGCUGUCGAGGGGCUUCAUGAAUCAGCGGUCGAAGGGGAGGUGAAGCAGCUGAGAUAACCUAGCGAGUGCUAUGGUGGGACCUCCUGGAAGUACAAGAGUUCGGCUUUCCCAAAAUUUCAGCAGUUUGCAUAGAGGCAUGGAUCUAACCAAGAGCUUAGUGGUCUGAGCACAGCCAGUUUGGUGGGCCUGCACAACCUUUUCUGGACCAACCACCACCUUACCAUCAUUGUACAAGUGACAGACCUUCACACACUCGAGCUCCCUAGUAAGACAACAACACCCACACAGCAGACAUGACAGACAGAGGUUAUAGCGCAUCCAAAGCAAACCUCCGACCCGCCGCACCCCCUGUGCUCCCACCUGAGCCGAUCGACAUCAUUCGGAUCAAGGCCCGCUCCCGACGGGUCAGGCUCAAUGUUGGAGGCCUCACACACGAAGUCCUAUGGAGAACGCUAGACCGGUUGCCCAGAACCCGUCUGGGACGCCUGAGAGACUGCAACACCCAUGAGUCAUUGCUGGAGAUUUGCGAUGACUACAGCCUCAAUGAGAACGAGUACUUUUUCGACCGGCACCCAGUGGCCUUCUCCUCCAUCUUGAACUUCUACCGAACAGGGAAGCUGCACAUGAUGGAGGAGAUGUGUGCCCUGUCCUUUGGCCAAGAGCUGGACUACUGGGGUAUUGAUGAAAUCUACCUGGAGUCCUGCUGCCAGGCACGGUACCACCAGAAAAAGGAGCAGAUGAAUGAGGAGCUGAGGAGGGAGGCAGAUGCGCUAAGGGAGAAUGAUGGGGAAGAGGAGGAGCAUGGCUGUUGUCCCGACAAAAGACAGAAGCUCUGGGAUCUGCUGGAGAAACCCAGCUCAUCUGUGGCUGCAAAGGUACUGGCCAUGAUCUCCAUCCUAUUUAUUGUCAUUUCCACCAUCUCAUUGUCUCUCAACACAUUGCCUGAACUGCAAGUGGUAGAUGAAUUUGGCCAGUUCAAUGACAACCCCAGUCUGGCCCACGUGGAGGCUGUGUGCAUUGCCUGGUUUACCAUGGAGUAUAUGCUGCGCCUGCUCUCAGCACCCGACAAGUGGGAUUUCAUCAAAGCACCACUAAACAUCAUUGAUUUGCUGGCUAUAAUACCUUACUAUGUGACCCUCUGCCUAACUGAGUCUAACAAGAAUGUGAUGCAAUUCCAGAAUGUGCGCCGUGUGGUCCAGAUCUUCCGAAUUAUGAGGAUCCUGAGGAUACUGAAGCUAGCCAGGCACUCAACAGGGCUUCAGUCUUUAGGCUUCACUCUGCGAAGGAGCUACAAUGAGUUGGGUCUGCUCAUCUUGUUCUUAGCCAUGGGCAUUAUGAUCUUCUCUAGCUUGGUGUUCUUUGCAGAGAAGGAUGAGGAUGCCACCAAAUUCACCAGUAUCCCCGCCUCCUUCUGGUGGGCUACAAUUACUAUGACCACUGUUGGUUAUGGAGAUAUCUACCCUCAAACCCUGCUGGGUAAGAUUGUGGGAGGGCUUUGCUGUAUAGCAGGUGUGUUAGUCAUUGCCCUUCCUAUCCCAAUCAUUGUCAACAACUUCUCUGAGUUCUACAGAGAGCAAAAGAGGCAGGAGAAAGCAAUCAAGAGGAGGGAAGCCCUUGAAAGAGCCAAACGGAGUGGAAGCAUUAUCUCUAUUAACCUAAAGGAUGCUUUUGCACGUAGUAUGGAACUCACAGAUGUGUUAGUGGAAAAGAGAGAGGACAGCAAGUGUCCUGUGGAUAAUCACCUCUCACCCAGCCGCUGGAGCUACCACAAACACUACACUAAUGCCGAGGUGGCUACUCCAGCUAGGUCUCAAAAUUCUCAUUAUCAGGAAGUAGCUCAGCAGGGCUCUCCUGAACGAGCCAAGCUCUCAUCUAACAAAACUACCCCUCAACACCUCAGUGCAAAGAGGCUAGAAGAGACGUACAACAAGACAGCAACCACCCAGGAACAACGGGACAAAAUUAUAGAGGAGCAGGUAGAGAUGAAAACAAUGACCUCCACACAAGUCCAGCAAGAUUCCCCUGAUGUCAGCAUUAUCAGGAAAUUAUCCAAUGUAACUGAUGAUAUUUCAGUGGAAAGGGGGGGGGGAAGCUCUCUUGUGUUGAGUGCUGAAGGAAGUCAAACUGGUGCUAGAAACCAACGCAUCCCCCCUCCUUUGGAUCUAAGUCAGAUAAGCACCAUGGAAGUAAACAGGGGCCCUGACAGCAUCCAAUCAGGUACUAUCAUCAAAGAGGGUUUGUAUGAGUUUGUGUCUUGCCCCAGAGGAAGUGGGGCUGGGGAUAUGAGUUUGGUGUCACAGAGUGUGGAAAGCGUUGGAGCUACCUAUGACAGUACCUGUAGCUCCUUGCAAGGUUAUAGCAGCACCCAAAAGUCAGGAGCCCUAAAGGUUGACUUCAUUGGAUCCCAAGAUGACGUGCUUAUGGCUGUGAUGACACCUAAUGCAACCCCAGCCUCUACUGGCUCAACUAGGCUUGCUCAACUACUUUCUGAUGACAUUAUCUCCCGGUUUUCUCCACCUCCAAGUUAUGCAACACUGGAAGUUAAGUCUCCGCUGGCGAUCCUGCAAUCCCCAUCUCUGCCCCAGCAAUCUGUCAGUCCAGGCUACUCCCAUGGGGGAGGUGAGGGCUCAGCAGCCAGGAGCUUAGAAGGUGAAGGGCAGCUCACAGGCUUAAGCCACCAGAGAAAGAAUCACAUGGAGAGGUCUGUCAUUGCCUCAAGUAGCAGUGUUAGCCCACUGUCGUCAAAAGCCUGCCCCCUCAACUGCACCCAGCAGCUAGUGACUAUGGAAGGAGGGGAGGAAGGAGCAGAGGAGGAAGCAGAACAGUGUGGAGAGAAACAAGAAAAUCACAUUGUUCAGGACGGAUGCAUGACACCACCCUGUGAGACGAGCAUGUAAGCUUAAAAGCGGAGGAGGUUUACUGACAAGGACGCCAACUGAUGGGUUGAGGAAAUCCCUCAAAACUUUUGGGCUCUCACCUCUGUCUUGGCAAAUCACUACUUUCCACAAACUGAUAUCUCUUUAGUGUUGUCACAUGGAUUCUUUAUGAAGCACUGAGGGAAGUCAGAAGCACAGGCCCACUGUCUGGGGAGAAUCUGAAGGACACUGUCUCAUGUCAGUUGUUACUGACUUGUUCUUUGAAGACCAGACUAAUGGGCAAGAAGAGAAAACAAUGACAACUGAUUGAUCUCUUAGGGCUCAAAUGUGAGCAUAAAAAAGCCUUGUGUGAAUGACAACAUUUACGACUAUCCUGGAGAGGUCUUGUGUACAACUCAACAGGUAUAAAUAACUGUUUCGUAUUACUUGCUAUAUAGGCCUAUUUAUUUUGAUGGACUACUUGCACCAAGGAAAGACAGAAGUUGGAGGGAUAUUAUAUUUUUAUAUUUGUCUAAUCAACUUUUGAAAAUGUAUCUUUUGCAAGACUUGAAAAUCUAUGAUCAGUCAUUAUUCUGUAUCAUGAUAUCUCAUCACUAUCACAGUACAGGUAUAAGCGAGAAUCCAUGUCAAACACAAGCACACAAUGAAGGACAAAAAGUCCUACUCUAAUAACUUAGUAUGACACAUAUAGAAUUGCACAGUCCAAAACUAAAUAUACAUCUUCUGUACACCGAUGCCUGUCUCAGUGCUUCAACAAUGGAUGUUCGUUUUUCUAUAAUACCUGCACUGAAAAAAGACUCUUGAAAUUGAAAAGGGAAUGGGAUAGGGAUGAAAAGGUUAUUUUGUUUAAUUGCUAGACCACUGUUUGCACACAAAAUAACAAAAGAGAGAUCUUGGUCUCACAUAGAGACGGGUGAAAUGAGCAGACAAAUAAAAACAGAAAGACAGAGAAGUUCAAUGAUUACUCAUGUUUGGGUCAUCACACUCUGCCCGUCCUGAAUGUAUUAUGACAGGUGAGUGGGGCUUACUCCAAUGAAACACAAGCUCUUUACGUGACUGACAUAUCAUACCAUCUUAAAUUCAGGAAUAUCAACUGAGCAGCUUGACAACAAUCACCCAAACACCCUAUCUGUUUUGGUCUCUGUGAGACUAGUGUCUUAUUUAAGAUGGUUUAUUAUAACAUUGGUCUUACCUGUUAUUGUGAGAAUAAUUUUAUUCUGAAAUAACAAUGAUGUACUAUCAAGUUACUUGCUGUGAUCUGGGAACAUGAUGACUUCAAAGAAAUGAUGAGCAAUAAGUCAGAAGGCACGAGCAGUAGGACAUGUUGGAAGAUAAUGAAGGCAAAAGUAUUACCCAAAUAUCCAUCAUGGAUUACAGACCCACCACCGUAAUUGAUGCCUCAGUAGGCGUCAAAGAAAGUAUCUUACUGGUUUUAAUGGUGCAGGAGCGGCAUCCAACAAUUUUCCAGUUUGAUCAGCCAGGAGUGAAAGUAGUCAAGUUUUUUUUUUAAUUCUUUAUACUUCGUUACAUUUUUAUGAACAACCCCGUGCCACACUGAAUGUUUUCAGGGAGAGGUUGUCUGAAAAGUGUGCCAUUAUAUUAUAUUACAAUUAUUUUAUAAUUAAGACUGUAAAUACAUAAUUUUUUCACCCCACCUUCAAUAGUGACGUUUCUGAACAGGUGUAAAUGCAUUUAAACUACUUUCUUUCAAGAAUUAGUCUCUUCAAACUCUUGGCUGCAGUUGAUAUGUUGAACGUUGUUGUAGUGAUGUCACCAUGCUCACAGACCUCAGCAAUUCACCUUGAAAGUGUGUCAUUCUAACCAAAAGAAGAGAUGGGCAAUACUACUGAAAUAAGACCAAGUGGUUAUUAACAAUAUAUCCUUUGGGGGAGGAGGUGUAUGUUCACCCCACUGGCACUCAGUCAUGCAAAGGCUGCACACAUAUGAAGAAUGUGGCCCAUUAGUUCAUGUGAAUCCACACACUGUGCGGUCCUAACUAGCCCAUGUCCAUGUAUGAUUGCUGUAGAGAGUGUGAAAGCAUGUGUCUGUGUGACUUGUUUUGCAUGGGUGCUGAUUGUAAUGUAAAGGUAGUCUAACAGUGACCUCUACAGGCAUUCUCUAGGCACUUGAAUGAAAGGACCGAAUGCCUCUUUAGCACUCUGUGUAAUGGUAUUCAAUGUAUAGGCUCUCUUUUGUUUGGAUCAGUUGUGCAGUUUGAAUGCAUGCUGAUGCUAUCGAGCGCACAUUUAGCUGUGGGCACAACCGAUUAUUCACACACAGAGUGAGCGUAUGGUGAUGGGGCCUGUCACAAGGUGUAACAUGUAUUAUAAUUGUGUUCCCAAGUAUUCCAACUUUUUCUAGAUGAAGAUUUAAAACUAAUUUAGUGCAUUUUUUAAGAAAAACUUGAAGCUGUGUUGUUAACAUCUCAGUAUAUAAAAAAAGCGUGCCUUUUCAUAAAUUUAUGAGAAGGAAAAAAACCUGUACAGUAUGGCCAGAUUUUUGUUUUAUUUGUCUCUCUUGAUUUUUUUCUGUGAUAGUGGAUAAUCUGGGUCUAUAUCUCAGGGUUUGCAUACAUCUACAGCAUUAAGUUGUUCUCGCACCAACUUUAGCGUCAGUUAUUUAGUUUUCAUGCAUCAUGGCUUACAUUUCUAACCUCACUGUGUCGCGAUGUCAUUUUAUUUCAGCAAAUGAAAGUUUUUGUGGAAUGCAGUGGCUUCAGGUUCAGUAGCGAGUUCAGCUUGGCUCACCUUUGGUGCUGCCGCAGCAUCCUGUAUAUGAACUGCAGCACUAUACUAAAAGGACAGCAGACAUUAAGUAGGGGUUAGUCAACCAUAACAAAGACAGAUGCCACCACAAACGGUUUAAAAUCAUCAUAAUAGGCAACCAUGUCAACCACCAGCAGUCAACAUUUGCUUCUGUAACUGAUCACAUAAGUAAUGAAAGCUAACUGAGGGGCUUUUCCUUAGAUGGCGCUGUUGAGCCAUUUUGCCACGCCCAUUUCAAAUUACUCCAGAAUACAAUCACUUUUUUGGGGUUUUGAAUUUCCUGCAAACUUUGGUCGGAAUUUGUCAUGACAUAAAUAUAUACACACAAAAAAAAUUGUAAGUUAUUAAUGGGAUUUUUCCAUCGCUAUACACUGCAGCUUGGGAGCAACUGAGCCCAGGGAUGCUCUGCUUAGAUGCAAAUGAUUGAUUGCUGGAAGUUAUUGUGUAGCCUUUCUUGGUUGACAUGUGUUGACAUCUGUCCUCAUGCGGUGGGAAUGCUUAGUGCAACUUUGCUGCUUUGUUUGAUUAUAUGUGGCUUUGAGCUACCAAAGGUGCUGGUUAUUGUCACUGUUGUACAUCAGGGACUUGAACACAGCUUUGGCUCUCCUAUGCACAACCUCAUGUCCACACAGUCAUUUAAAGAAUCCCACACAGUUUCCAUUUGUAUUUGUUCUUGUAAUCACUGAGCUUUUGUACAGUUAGAUAUCAUACACUCAUAUACACCAGACACUAAACAUUUGCUUCUGCUCUUUUUCUUUUAUCGUUUCUUAAUGUUUCUUCCACAAUCAUCUACUUUGUUUAAGAGUAGCCUGUGUGAUGAUUAGUUUCAUUCAUUAUUUUUAAGGCAACAUAAUGUUGGUGAAUGAUAGUGAAUUAUAGGGACUUCAGUUACCAAUAUGCAAAACAAAUAAAUAUAUUCAAGUGA